AUGGAGUCCGAAGAUAUCCUGCCAUUUACUACUUCAUCCCCUCAUCUCAAUUCGUCCGUCGGCGAUUAUCAAUGGCAAACAGAUUUCAUCAACGCCACGACCAACUCUGACAUCAACUUUGACCAUGCCGAGGCACACCAUCGAUACAUAUCAAGAGGUGGCCAAAUUUUUAUGACUGGCGUUUACAUCUUCGGUGCUGUCGCCAACAUAUUCUCCCUUUUGCUAUUGUCCCAAGGCAAACAAGCCAGAAACAAGAAACUGACUCUCAUGAUUCGUUGCUUGGCGGCGAAUGACUUGAUGGCGCUCGCCAGCUCUUUCUUCCUGGUCUACAUGAGGAUUUACUUGGAUCCAAGCUUCGUUGCCAGUCGAUGGUUCUGUGGAUUGCGGGUCCUGACUCGAUUCUUUGGAUUCAGCUCCGGUAGCGUUGCGUCUGUUAUGGCAGUGGAGCGAUUCAUAGCACUCACAAGACCAUUCUUUUACCAAAAGCAUAUCACACACAAACUAGUCAAAAGAGCUAUCUUCAUCCAGUGGUUCAUCGUGAUGGCCAUCGUUCUCUUACCUCUAGUCGGCUUCGGCCUCUACUACAAAGUAGAUGAAGAAAGCGGAGCUUACAUCUGCGCCAGAUACAGGCAAGCCACCGAGCCACCAGACAUCGCUUAUGCCUAUGUCAUGUUCGGUUUUGGCACUAUGAUGUGCGUCGUCAUAGUAGGCUGCAACAUGGCUGUUGUGAGUGCUCUGUGCCGUCUGAGCCCAGGGAGCAGUCAGGCCAGACGUACCACAGUGUCCCGGGACCACAGGGAGUUGGCUUUCAACCACACAACACAAGAGGAGCUAUCCUUCGCCAAACUCAUGGUCGUCCUCUGCGUAUUUUUCGUGGUCUGUUGGCUUCCACAGAUGGCAACCAUCAUCAUUGCCCAAAUGCAUCCCACCAUUAAAAACCACCCAUUCUUCAAAAUCGCCGACAUCUGCACAGCUCUGAACUUUAUCCUGGACCCAAUCGUAUACGUGCUAUCUCGUCGACCCCACAGAAGAGGACUGAGGAGGUUGCUGAAACCGCUUUGCCACCAGUGCUGGUCGCAACCGGAUAUGUCCAGCUGCACUGGAUCGAACAGCCAAGGCACGAAAGGAAGAGAGCUGUGCCUGCUGCCGAAAACACCCGAAUCGCAACCGAACAGGACAGCUAGCACAUUACAAAAGCAGGGCAAAGAAGGUUCUCGAAGAAUAAAACUUAACUUGCCUCCUAUUGGUUCUGUCGAUAAAAUUCUUGAAGAUUCUUGUAUUAUCCCUUUUGUCACCAAAUGGUCAAGUCCGGGGGUCAUUGAUUCGGCCUCCGAUCAGCAGAUCUAA
This is a messenger RNA of Argiope bruennichi, 1347 nucleotides long. Its product is annotated as prostaglandin E2 receptor EP3 subtype-like. The record is from RefSeq and is a predicted model, not a curated record. Gene Ontology annotation, molecular function: G protein-coupled receptor activity. NCBI's taxonomy places the organism in Eukaryota, Metazoa, Arthropoda, Arachnida, Araneae, Araneidae. Bases 1 to 1347 code for a protein of 448 amino acids. Gene Ontology annotation, cellular component: plasma membrane. Gene Ontology annotation, biological process: inflammatory response; adenylate cyclase-activating G protein-coupled receptor signaling pathway; positive regulation of cytosolic calcium ion concentration. The transcript is spliced from 5 exons.